Messenger RNA from Gordionus sp. m RMFG-2023, 1247 nucleotides. RefSeq names its product zinc finger protein 830-like. Gene Ontology annotation, molecular function: nucleic acid binding; zinc ion binding. Gene Ontology annotation, biological process: mitotic DNA replication checkpoint signaling; nuclear DNA replication; mitotic DNA damage checkpoint signaling. The coding region runs from base 36 to 1121 and encodes 361 amino acids. The transcript has 8 exons. Gene Ontology annotation, cellular component: spliceosomal complex; nucleus. Lineage: Eukaryota; Metazoa; Nematomorpha; Gordioida; Chordodea; Parachordodidae. The record is from RefSeq and is a predicted model, not a curated record.
UAUUUUUUUUUUCUUUUUGAGAAAAUAAAAUUCAAAUGACUUCUAAAGGGGCUGUUACUAAGAAGAUUAAUAUGAAUGAGCUGCAAAAACUAGCCAAAAAGACUAUAUCAAAAACCACAAAAAUAGAAUCACCAUUUGCAAAAUAUGAUUCAUUAGGAAGACUUUGUUGUAAAAUUUGUGAUGUUAAGAUUAAAGGCGAAUUGUUAUGGCCUUCUCACGUUGCUGCAAAAUCUCACAAGGAAGCAAUUGAAAAAUUAAAAAAUGCAGCUUUAGUGCCUAAAAAAAUAUCUAAUCAAAACAAAGAAUUAAAUUCAGAGCUCAUUAACAGCCCUAUAAAUAAUUUUAGAAUGCCAUCCCAAGUUUCAGACAGUCCAUUACCCACACAAUCCCUAUUAGUUCCAAAAAAAUCAAUACUAAAGCGCAAAACAGAUGAAUCUUGUGUACUUGUUAAAAGAAUUAAAGAGGAUGAAUCAAUAUCAACUCAACCUUGCUUACCACAACCUGAGUCAGCUAAAUCUGAUACUGAAACUAACAAUGAUAAUGUUAUUGAUAUACCUCUACCUCCAGAUUUUUUUGAUUCCAAAGAUAAUUCUGCCAUUGAUGAUAAUUCUGAUGUCAGUGAAAAUAUCACACACUUAGAUUUAAGGAUUCAACCAGAGGAAAUUGUAGAUGAACAGCCAAUCCAGAACACUAAACAAAGCCCAACUGUUGAUGCUAUAAUACCCAAAGGUUUUUUUGACGACCCUGAGCUUGAUGCCAAAAUAAGAGGAGUUAAAAUGCCUCAAGAAGUAUUCGAAGACGAAUGGAGAAUGUUUCAAAGGUUAGUAGUGCAAGAAGAAUCCAAACUAUCCGAAGAAAUGAAAGAGGAGGAGGAAGACAAAACUAACAUAGCCAACGAAAUCGAAGAGAUUGAAGAUCAGAUUCACAAAUGGAACCAAAUAGAAAGUUUACACAUCAAAAAAACGACUAUAACCAUUAAAAAUCCUACAUCAGCUGAGCUAGGAAAACGGGUAUCAUCUAGUCAAGAACGUAUAUCUUCGAGCGAGGAAGAGGAGAGUGAUUACGAGGAUAUCUCGGACAUGUUAGAAAAUGAUAGUAUGUGGAGAAACAAGAAGAUAUGAAAAAUCACGACUUUUUAUCAUAAAACCUUUAUAAAAAAUAUUAUUUGGCGAUAAAGUCAUAUAAAAAAAUGGUAUUUAAUUAGGAUACCUCUUAACCCCGUGUUAAAUGGUUAACUGACAAGGGUU